Messenger RNA from Suncus etruscus (white-toothed pygmy shrew), 1469 nucleotides. It is a transcript of the gene DPH1, whose product is annotated as diphthamide biosynthesis 1. The transcript is spliced from 12 exons. NCBI's taxonomy places the organism in Eukaryota, Metazoa, Chordata, Mammalia, Eulipotyphla, Soricidae. Gene Ontology annotation, molecular function: 2-(3-amino-3-carboxypropyl)histidine synthase activity. Gene Ontology annotation, biological process: protein histidyl modification to diphthamide. The record is from RefSeq and is a predicted model, not a curated record. The coding region runs from base 40 to 1359 and encodes 439 amino acids.
CUAGUGCUGCCUUGGGGCCCCCACGUGUGCUGGGCGGCGAUGGCGGCGCUGGUGGCGUCGGAGUCGGCUUCGCCGGGCGGUCGCCACGGCCCUGGCAGAGGUCAACCUGCUCGACGCCAUUUGGCUAAUCAGAUCCCCCCUAAGAUUCUGAACGACCCACAUCUGCAGGCUGCCAUCCAAGUCCUGCCUUCCAACUAUAACUUUGAGAUUCCUAAGACCAUAUGGAGAAUCCAACAGACCCAGGCCAAGAAAGUGGCCUUGCAAAUGCCUGAAGGCCUCCUUCUCUUCGCCUGUACCAUUGUGGAUAUCCUAGAAAGGUUCACAGAGGCAGAGGUGAUGGUGAUGGGUGAUGUGACCUACGGGGCCUGCUGUGUGGAUGACUUCACUGCCAGGGCCCUGGGAGCAGACUUCCUGGUGCACUAUGGCCACAGCUGCCUGGUUCCCAUGGACACCUCAGCCCAAGACUUCCGGGUGCUGUAUGUCUUUGUGGACAUCCGGAUAGACACUGCCCACCUGCUGGACUCUGUCCGCCUCACCUUUCCCCCUGCCAGUGCUCUUGCCCUGGUCAGCACCAUUCAGUUUGUGUCAACCCUGCAGGCUGCUGCGCAGGCACUGAAGGCCGAGUACCGUGUGAGUGUCCCACAGUGCAAGCCCCUGUCCCCUGGGGAGAUCCUGGGCUGCACCUCCCCACGCCUGCCCAAAGAGGUGGAAGCUGUUAUAUAUCUGGGAGACGGCCGUUUCCAUCUGGAGUCUGUCAUGAUUGCCAAUCCCGGCAUUCCUGCUUACCGUUAUGAUCCGUACAGCAAGGUCUUGACCAGGGAGCACUAUGACCACCAGCAGAUGCAAGCCAAUCGCCAAGAAGCCAUAGCCACAGCCCGCACAGCUAAAUCCUGGGGCCUGAUCCUGGGCACUUUGGGCCGCCAGGGCAGCCCCAGGAUUCUGGAGCACUUGGAGUCUCGGCUCCAUGCCCUGAGACUUCCCUUCCUGAGGCUGCUGCUCUCUGAGAUCUUCCCCAGCAAGCUGAGCCUGCUUCCUAAGGUGGAUGUGUGGGUGCAGGUGGCAUGUCCACGCCUCUCCAUUGACUGGGGCACAGCCUUCCCCAAGCCACUUCUGACACCCUAUGAGGCGGCGGUAGCCCUGAGGGACAUUUCCUGGCAGCAGCCCUACCCAAUGGAUUUCUACGCUGGCAGCUCCUUAGGGCCCUGGACCGUGAACCACGGACGGGAUCGGCUCCCUCCAGCUCCUGGGCAGCCCACUGCGGGAAAGGUGCAGCAGGUGCGGUCCGGGCGCCCCACUCCAGCCGCGACUUGCGAGAACUGCAGCUGCGGAGAUGAGGAGGCACCGCCGCCGGCUCUUUGACACGCCCGGGGCUCGGGCCUCGCAGGUAUCCGAGUCAGUUCUGGGAGCGCCCGGGCUCUCCCUGUUGUCAUGGCAACGUCGCUGCUCGGGGCGGGGCUCGGCGGGGCAUU